Molecule: messenger RNA, 4814 nt
Organism: Anguilla anguilla (European eel)
Lineage: Eukaryota; Metazoa; Chordata; Actinopteri; Anguilliformes; Anguillidae
Gene: hip1rb
Product: huntingtin interacting protein 1 related b
Exons: 31
Coding region: 300-3485 (1061 amino acids)
Biological process (GO): clathrin coat assembly; actin filament organization; endocytosis
Cellular component (GO): clathrin-coated vesicle; actin cortical patch
Molecular function (GO): clathrin light chain binding; clathrin-cargo adaptor activity; actin filament binding
Source: RefSeq, a predicted model, not a curated record
GCAGCGCUCCACGUAUUGCAAACACUCACACAGCGCGCUUUCUUCCCUUCUCCCGUCAUGCUGCAUUCAUUUAGCUUCGCUCAGCCAGUGCCGCUCGCUUUCUGAGUGCAGCGCUUUCCCAGCGAGCUGGUCCAGACAAGAACGACCCGGGCGGCGCGAGCUGUUCCAAACGCCUCGCCGCGAGACUGCGUUCGGCAGAGCUUCUGCUUUUUUUAAAAGGAAGGUUAUCCGUUUCAUAUAAUUUUUAAAAAUAUAUCUACGGACACAUCGAAGAUUUCACCGAGCGCACAAACUGGAGGAUGAAUACCAUACGACAGGUGCCUUCAAAGGUGAAAAGCAAAAGGACCGAAACCAAUUUGGGGGCAGAGAGAGAACACUUUGACAAGCAGCAGCUCAGCAGUAUAAGUAAGGCCAUAACCUCCAGUGAGACGCCAGUGAAGGAGAAACAUGCUCGCAGGAUCAUCCUGGGGACGCACCGGGAGAAGGGCGCCUUCACCUUCUGGUCCUACGCCCUGGGGCUCCCGCUGGCCAGCAGCUCCAUCCUCAGCUGGAAGUUCUGCCACGUGCUGCACAAGGUCCUGCGCGACGGCCAUCAGAACAGCCUGCAGGAUUGUAUGAGGCACCAGAGUAACAUCGCCGAGACUGGUGCACUCUGGGGUAACCACCACGAUCGGUACGGACAGCUGGUCUCCGUCUACACCAGGCUGCUGUGCACCAAGAUGGACUUCCACGUGAAGCAUCCCGAAAUCCGGCCUAACCUGGAGGCUUCGGACGAGGUCCUGGAGCGCGCAGCCGGCUCCGAUAUUAACAACGUGUUCCAGCUCACAGUGGAGGUGUUCGAUUACUUGGACGCUGAGCUGAGGCUGGCGGAGUCAGUGAUCCGGCAGCUCAACACCUCCAUCGCCAUCUCCACCACCACGUCGGGCCAGUGCCGCCUGGCCCCCCUCAUCCAGGUCAUCCAGGACUGCAGCCAGCUCUACCACUUCACCGUCCAGCUGCUCUUCAAACUGCACGCCUGUUUGCCAGUGGAGACUCUCCAGGGCCACAGAGAGCGGUUCCACGAGCAGUUCCACAGCCUGAAGAACUUCCUGAACAGAUCCAGGGACAUGCUGUUCUUUAAACGGCUCAUUCAGAUCCCCCAGCUGCCUGACGCUCCGCCCAACUUCCUGCAGGCGUCGGCGCUGGCCGAGCACGUGAAGCCGGUGGUGGUUGUCGAGGAGGAGGAGCCCCCCGACGACGACGACCCAGAGCCGCUGAUCGAGGUCAGCGAGGUCACGCAGCCCAGCCUGCAGGUGCAGCCGCAGUUUGACAUAUUUGAUCAGACCUUUGGGCCUCCCAACGGUGGAUUCGAUGAAAGGGACGUCCAGAUAGACAGCAUGAAGAGGGAGAUGGACCUCCUGAGGGCCGAACUGGAGAGGAUCAAAGCUGAGGCCCAGCGCUACAUCACUCAGCUGAAGUCCCAGAUAAACAGCCUGGAGGCGGAGUUGGAGGACCAGCGGGUGCAGAAACAGCGCGCCCUGGUGGAGAAUGAGCAGCUGCGCAUGGAGCUGGAGGCCCUUAGGGAGCACGGCGCCGAGCACCAGAACCUGCAGGCCACCUUCACCGAGGCCGAGAAGAGAGCCCAGGCCACUGAGCUGCGCUACAACAAACUAAAGGAGAAGCACGCCGAGCUGGUCAGCAGCCACGCCGAACUGCUGCGCAAGAGCGCAGACACGGUGAAGAUGCUGUCUGCCAGCCAGCAGACCCAGGAGGAAGUCGCCCGGACCAAGCAGCAGCUGGCCUUCGAGGUCGACCGCGUCCAGCAGGAGGCCGACAUGAAGCUGGAGGAGCAGAAGUUUGAGAUGGACAGACUGAAGCAGGAGCUGGAGGAGAGGAGAGCAGAGGUGCAGCGCAUCCAAAACUGCCUGCAGAGCAACCAGAGGGAGGGGGAGCAGCUGAGCGGCUCGCUGGCGGCGCUGCAGGAGGAGAAGGAGGCGCUGGCGCGGCUGGCGGGCGAGCGGGAGGCGCAGCUGGCCUCCAUGCAGCAGACUGCGCAGCUGCAGCAGACGUCCCUGCAGCAGGAGAGAGAGCGCAGUGCCAGGGAGCUGGGCGAGCUGCAGGGCAAGCUGCAGGAGAAGCUGAGCCGUGAGGAGCAGCUGCAGCAGAAGCUUCUGGAAGAGCAGUUUGUCCUGCUGCAGGGUACGGUGUCCGAGGCGGAGAGCAUCAUACAGGACGCCGCGGCCAAGCUGGACGACCCGCUGCACAUACGCUGCACCAGCUCCCCAGAUUAUCUGGUAAAUCGAGCUGAGGCUACACUGGGCUCCAUUGAUAAAGUGCAGCAGGGCCACGCAGACUACCUGAGGAACAUGGGAGAUGCCAGCGGUUUGCUGCGAGCCCUCACCCAGUUCUCCCACUUGGCCUCGGACACCAUCGUGAAUGGCAGCGCCACAGCGCACAUGGCACCCACUGACCACGCCGACCGGCUGACGGAGAGCUGCAGAAGCUGUGCAUCCCAGAGCCUGAGGUUCCUGGCGGAGCUGAAGGCCAAGAGCACCCUGCAGGGGGCCAGUCCAUCCGCCAGCCGCGCCGCCGUGCAGCAGAUCCUGAGGCUCGGACAGGAGCUGAGGCCCAAGGGCUCGGACAUCCGCCAGGACGAGCUGGGCGACCUGGUGGACAAGGAGAUGGCGGCCACGGCGGCGGCCAUUGAAGAGGCCGUGCGCCGGAUCGACGACAUGAUGAACAAGGCGAGGACGGACACUACCGGGGUCAAACUAGAGGUCAGCGAGAGAAUCCUGAAUUGCUGCACAGACCUGAUGAAGGCCAUUCACAUGCUGGUGCUGGCGUCCACUGCCCUGCAGAGGGAGAUCGUGGAGGGCGGGAGGGGCGCAGCGACAGUAAAGGAGUUCUACGCGCGGAACUCGCGCUGGACCGAGGGUCUGAUCUCCGCGUCGAAGGCAGUGGGGUGGGGAGCCACUCAGCUGGUCGAGUCGGCUGAUAAGGUGGUUCUGCACACGGGGAAGUACGAGGAGCUGAUCGUCUGCUCCCACGAGAUCGCCGCCAGCACUGCUCAGCUGGUCGCUGCCUCAAAGGUGAAGGCGGACGGCGGCAGUCUGAAGCUCUCUGCCCUGCAGCAGGCUUCCCGCCAUGUUAAUGAGAUGGCUGCCAACGUGGUGGCCUCCACCAGGACCGGGAGGGAGCAGAUGGAGGAGAAGAGUACCAUGGACUUCUCAGGCCUGUCCCUGAUCAAGCUGAAGAGAGAGGAGAUGGAGUCGCAGGUGAAGGUGCUGGAGCUGGAGACGCUGUUGGAGAGCGAGCGGGUGCGUUUGGGGGAGCUGAGGAGGAAGCACUACGUGCUGGCGGGGGUUCCCCUGGACCAGGUCGCCGAGGGCAACGGCUUCCCCAGCACCCCCCCGCCCCUCUCCCCAAAACCGGCCAAGCCGCCCGUCAUGAAGAAGCCCGCCAUCGCGCAGAAACCCAGCGUCCCUCCAAAAAGCGGCUUCAGGUAAAAGGCACCUGCAGGCAGGAGGCACUGGUUGGAUCUGUGCCUGGGAUUCUUCUCUGGCUCCGCCCACCAUCCGUUGCCAGGCUGGUCACCGUGAUGACUUCAGUCCCACAGACACGGGACCCUGUGUGUUAGAGGAGGCAGACAAUCCACCGUCUCGUUCUCUCCCCUUCCUGUCAUUUCUCCAAACCUGAACUUAAGAGCUGAGCCACGGUGUCUCUCUGUCCGUCAAACGCUUUUUCCUGAUCAGACCGUACGGGCGGCGAGGUGUAAACUAUAGGAGAAGCCGUUUCUCAGCUGUCGCGUAGAAUGCUAUCUGGAACUCAAGCGUGUUGCUUUUUUUUUUUACUAGAUCCCCCCGCCCCCCCCCUUUAAAUGACCCAGCGUCCUGGUCCCUGAUGGUUUCGGUCUUAAAACAAGGGAUGUGUUUUUACCCGUUUGGGAGGCAACACCGCGGAUGAAGAUGCUCGAUUCAGCCCCGUCUUCAUCAACGCUGGAACACGGACCCUCGGUGACCGUCAUCUCGAACGUCCCUGGCCCUGGUUUUGGGCGCCGACAGACAGGCGCAGUUCUGCGUCGCGUCCUCUGUUUGUACGGACCGGGCGUUACGCACUGCUGCGCGCUCGCCGCUGCGUUGCUAUAGCGACCGCCUCCCGGUGCCCACGAUGCAGAAUCACCUGUUGAGUUUCCUCCUUUUCCCACUGAAUACAGGGUGUUGGUGAUGCAGCUCUCUGCUCUGAGUGACAUAUUUACCUGCCUUCUAUAGUAUCACACAGUUACAUAUGGGACACAGAUCUUCUUGUUUUCUGACCUUCUAUAUUUGUCGACUCACAUACUACCUAAUUGUUUUUUCAGAUGAUGCUCCCCCAAAUGUCUGUCAUUCUACACGUGUCUUUUUUAUAGGAUUGGAAGCACUAAUUUUAGCAAGUGCAGUGAUUGUCUGCUAUAUCAGUAAGAAAAGCCUACUGGCGGACCACUUUGAAAAGCAACUACCCUCAGCCCUGGAGUUCUUCACAUCUUUCUCACGUACAGUAAACUCGGCCAAAUACAUAUUUGAAAUGCCUAAAGCACUGGCAGAUCCCUGAGAAUUUUUUGUGAAACACUGUACCAAACAAAACGUGCAAUUCAUUUGAAAGAAUACGUUUAUUUCAAACAUUGGGAAAUAUAUUAUUCUUUUAGGUUACUCUUUAAAAAUGUCAGCUUUCUACAGGAAUAUAAAAAGUUAAGAGUAUUUGAAAUUAUCAUUUGACCCGGGUCUACUGCACACGAACGCUCACACACACACACACACACACACACACACACACAGACACACAGACACGUGCGCUCACAC